This is a messenger RNA of Cyphellophora europaea CBS 101466, 930 nucleotides long. RefSeq lists its product as uncharacterized. The transcript has 4 exons. NCBI's taxonomy places the organism in Eukaryota, Fungi, Ascomycota, Eurotiomycetes, Chaetothyriales, Cyphellophoraceae. The record is from RefSeq and is a predicted model, not a curated record. Bases 1 to 930 code for a protein of 309 amino acids.
AUGUCAGGCGCUGGUCGAGGCCGCAAGGCGAACUCUAGGGCCAAGAAACAGGAAAGCCUGCCACCGCGAACGGCCUUCGAUAUUCCAUAUUUCGCCCACCAGCAGCUGGACCCCGGCAGAUACCCUCAAGUUCUCACGUACCCCAUCGCCCAAUCGCCCGCCGUGAUCUUCAGAAAUGUCAAGAAUUGCGCGGUCGAGACCGUCGAAUGGGACGAAGAGGACGAUGCCCGAGAUGUCUAUGAUCCAAACUCUGAAGACUCAUCCAAGGCCCAUUCUUUCGAAAACACCAAGAACAGCACUGCGUCCAGCAGUCAGGGUAAUGAGCUCUCUUCUAGGGGACCCCGCGUCAAAGGUGGCCGGCCCGCCAUUUCCAAGCCGGUCACGCCUGAUCUAGACACCGAAGAUCAGAUCAUUGUACGAAUGAAACAGGCAAAAUACCUCGAAAGAGACAUCGCCAAAUAUUUGGCUGAUCAAGGUCUCAUCAAGUACAACAUCAAGACCAUUGGUACACGUUGGGCUCGUAUCAAGAAGAAACUGGCAGAACACCAAGAUGAGCUCCUGGACGCUGAUCUCACUGACUGGCACGAUGGAGAUGACGAUGUUCUUCGCGAAGCCAUCGCCAAAGCUGACAAAGAAAUCGAGGCCGAGGUCGAGAAGGUUCGGGCGAAAAAGUGGCAAAAGGUCGCUGAAUACUCGAAAGCAAUGAAGCCAGUCAUGAACUUCAGUCAGAACGCUUGUCGAAAGCGAUAUGACGCGCUGCUUGAUGGCUCGGCUAAGCCAGCGCCGGAGUCGAUUGUCAACCCAGAUGAAGACACCAUGGCUCGUAUCCAGUCUCGCAAGGAGAAAGAGAACAAGAUCGAGGAAGACCGCUUGGCCAAGCCAGGCUCGAAGGCGGCGAUCCGUAAGAAGAAUGUUCCUCAGGAUACUUGA